Molecule: messenger RNA, 2670 nt
Organism: Phragmites australis (common reed)
Lineage: Eukaryota; Viridiplantae; Streptophyta; Magnoliopsida; Poales; Poaceae
Product: probable glutamate carboxypeptidase LAMP1
Exons: 12
Coding region: 172-2370 (732 amino acids)
Molecular function (GO): carboxypeptidase activity
Source: RefSeq, a predicted model, not a curated record
UUUGUUGUCUUAAAAGGAUGCGCCUGCAACUUUGAUCCACAUCUACUGCAGUUUUUCUGCUAUCUCCACACGGAUCAUCCGCUUCAAAGUCCGAUUAAAUACCAGUUCCCUGCUCAAGCACUAAGCAGCGCCCACCCAGCGCUCACUCACCGCCUGCAGACCGCUCACGCCAUGGCCGCGUCUCGCGACGGCAAGCAGCAGCCGCUCCUCCCGUCUCCCGUGCCCGCCGCAGCCGGGAGGCGAAGGUUCCUCGCCUUCCUAGCCGUCACGGCCGCCCUGGUCUCCUCCUACCUCCUCCUCCUCGCGCCGACUCCCACCUCGCGCUACCACGCGCUCUUCCUCUCCCUCGGCUCCAACGCCACCGCGGCCGCCCAUCUCCGCGCGCUCACGCUCCGCCCCCACGUCGCGGGCACCGAGGCGAACGCGGCCGCCGCCGAGUACGUCCGCGCCGCGCUCGCCUCCCUCUCCUUCGCCACCCGCGUCGUCCCCUACUCGGUGCUCCUCUCCUACCCCGCCCACCGCUCCCUCUCUCUCGCCGCGGCGCCGGGCCGCCCUGCCAGGCCGUUCGCCCUGGUGCAGGAGACCUACCCUGGCGACCCGUACGCCGAGGCCUCCGCGGAGGUCAUCCCGACGUACUUCGCCUACUCGGGGUCUGGUUCCGUCGCCGCUGAGGUCGUCUACGCCAACUACGGUCACAGCGAGGACUACGCCUACCUCGCCUCCCGCGGCGUCGACGUCGCGGGUAAGGUCGCGCUUGUGCGCUACGGGGACCUGCACUGCGAGGACAUGGUGCGGAACGCGCGCGCCGCUGGCGCCGCCGCUGCGGUCGUGUACACCGACGCCAAGGACUUCGGCGGCAGCGCGGCCAAGGGCGCGAAGCGCAAGUGGUUUCCCGACGGGCGGUGGCUACCGCCGACCGGCGUGCAGGUGGGGACGCUGUACUACGGGAACGGCGACCCGACCACGCCGCUGUGGCCAUCGUGCGCGGCCGGGGACGACUGCGAGAGGCUGAGCAGGGAGGAGUUGGACGGGAGCGAGGCGAUGCCCGGGAUCCCGGCGCUGCCGGUGUCGGCCAGGGACGGGGAGACGAUUCUCAAGGCGAUGGGUGGCGACGUGGCGCCGCCGAAGUGGCAGGGAGGCGAGGGCGCGCCCGUGUACCGGCUCGGGCCCGGCCCGGCCGUGCUAAACCUCACAUACAUUGGAAAUGACACCUUAACAACCAUAGAAAAUGUUUUUGCAGUGAUCGAAGGCAAAGAAGAGCCUGACAGAUAUGUGAUCAUAGGGAACCAUCGUGAUGCAUGGACAUUUGGAGCAAUUGAUCCCAACAGUGGAACUGCAGCCAUGCUCGAGAUCGCGGACAGGCUUUCAAAGCUAGAGAAGAAGGGAUGGCGACCUAGGCGAACAAUCAUAGUGUGCAGUUGGGAUGCAGAAGAGUUUGCUCUAAUAGGAUCUACUGAAUGGGUUGAGGAGAACAUGGAUAUGCUAGCUUCAAGAGCUAUUGCUUAUCUGAAUGUGGACAUAUCAGUUUUUGGUCCUGGAGGUCUUAUGCCCCGUGCAACCCCACAACUUGAUGAGUUGAUCAAAGAAGCUAGUAAAAUGGUACCAGAUCCCGAUGAGCCGUCUCAGACCUUGUAUGACUCCAUGAUACACCAUAAUCCUCCGAUUACUAGAGUGGCUGGUGCGGGAACAGAUUUUGCAGCAUUUAUACAGCAUAUUGGAGUCCCUUCACUUGACAUGUCUUAUGGACUAUUCGCAGAAUACCCUGUUUACCACUCGCUGUACGAUGAUUACAUUUGGGUGGAGAGGUUUGGAGAUCCCUUGUUCCACAGGCAUGUAGCAGUGGCAAGCGUUUGGGGGCUGAUUGCUCUGAAACUUGCUGAUGAUGAGAUCAUACCCUUCAAUUAUGUGUCUUACGCGUCCGAACUGGAGGAGUGCACACAAGAUGUGGUAGAUAAAUGUAAAGGAUGUCCUGUCAGUUUCUCUCCUCUGCACACGUCCAUCAAGCAGCUUGAGAGCGCAGUCACUAAAAUCCAGAAAGAGAAGAAGUUGCUGCAAGCAGAAAAAUGGAGCCUAAAGACAAGGCAGUACACACUAAAAGUCAGAGAGAUCAAUGACCGUUUGAUGAUGGCAGAGCGAGCGUUCACCAAUCGAGAAGGACUCAACGGGAGACCAUGGUACAAACAUUUGAUAUAUGCAUCAUCGGACCAGGACGACUGGGGCACCAAAGCGUUCCCUGGUAUCGUCUCCGCCAUGGACAAGGCAAAGAAGUCCAACACAACGGAAUCCUGGCGGCUGUUGCAGCAUGAGAUUUACAGGGUUGCAAGGGCUGUGUCCAAGGCUUCUGCAGUCCUGGGGGGUAGACUAACAUGAUACGCAAAUUGAGCAUCACUACAGCACUUCAUUUGUAUAGAUCAAAGUGCUGGAUGGCCUGUUAGUAAAAGGAGCACGGAAUAGCUGUCAGGCGUAUAAUUUGGUCAUUGUGUGCAAAGACUGAAGAAAUGUCCACACUUUAGCAUCAUACUGAAUAAUGGUUAUUGUUACACCUCCCAUGGUGAUUCUCUUGAAAAGUUGAAAGUAACACCAAUUAAGUUUCUUAGGUGCUGUAUGAUUACCCUUGCUUUCGCUUUCACAGUGUAUCACAGCAAAUUGAGCAAUAUGAAGCAUCUGUUU